AUGCUGUCUCAGAGUGAACAGACUCCUUUGAUUAGACCCCCCCUGAAAGGAUCACAAUACGAGGGUAGAAGCACAACUCAGAAUUUACAAGGCCGCAAGACAACAUCGAAAAUUGCUAAUAACUCCAAGCUUGGCCUUCAAAGGCUUAGCAGAACAACCCAGAAGCUCAAACUCUUGCCCGAAGAUCCUCCCGAUCUCGGGUACGAGCGAAUUAAACUCAAUCCUGAGAACUACUCAGAAAAUCAUUCACGGGAUGGUGGUGUGUACUCACAGGUGACACGCAUAACUGACAAGCCAGCAAGAAAGGACGCCGAGAUUCUUGGAAAGCUGCACAGGGAUCUUCUACCUCGAGUAACCGCUUACUGCACAGCAGGCUCGUAUAAGAUGAAAGAUCUUCUUCGCUGGCUCAAGGAUAAGAAAAGAAUUCAUAACACAAUGCCCAAACUUUUUGAUGAAUGCCUCUAUACGCCAUUCACAUACAAAGACUGGAGAAAUGAUUCUGACGAUGGAGGUAAGACCCUAAUUCGCCUCGCUGAUGAUGGUGGUGAGAUUGAAUUCGGUAAGCAAAACGACAUUUUCAUCUUCGAAUAUGGUGUUGUUAUAAUGUGGUGUUACACGCGUAAGGAAGAGAUGGCUUUUUUGGAAGACCUUGCUCGUUUUGAAAGUGAGAAACUUUCUUCAGAAGAUGUUCAAGUGGAGGAGUUCAAUUACUACAUCACAACGUCGUAUCAGCCACGAAUCUACAAUGAUUUCAUAACGCUUCGAGAUGACGCAAACUACAUGCUAAAGCUAUCGAUAUCUCAUGCAUUGGCACAAUCAGUGAAAAUAUCGUUGUUCGAAGAACUCGUUGAUAAUACCAUUGAAGACACACAAGACAUUCCUCAACAAAUAGCUCACACAGGCAAGGUAGAAAUGACCAGAGAUGAAAUCAUGAAGUCAAUAGGGGAACUUUUUAUUCUCCGUAUCAACAUCAAUCUCCAUGGAUCAGUUUUAGAUUCGCCAGAGCUCAUGUGGGCGGAACCUCACCUUGAACCAAUAUACCAGGCAACACGCGGUUACUUGGAAAUAAAUCAAAGGGUGGAAUUACUAGAACAAAGGCUAGAAGUAAUCUCGGACUUGCUACAGAUGCUUAAAGAACAGCUCGGACACUCACAAGAAGAAAACCUAGAGUUUGUUGUUAUAGUAUUGGUAUGCAUCGAGGUUCUAGUCAGUGUUGUCAAUGUAAUUGUGGACUUCUUGACAUUUUAG
Molecule: messenger RNA, 1248 nt
Organism: Candidozyma auris
Lineage: Eukaryota; Fungi; Ascomycota; Pichiomycetes; Serinales; Metschnikowiaceae
Product: RMD1 family protein
Exons: 1
Coding region: 1-1248 (415 amino acids)
Source: RefSeq, a predicted model, not a curated record